Talaromyces rugulosus is the source of this 297-nucleotide messenger RNA. RefSeq lists its product as uncharacterized. Bases 1 to 297 code for a protein of 98 amino acids. The transcript has a single exon. NCBI's taxonomy places the organism in Eukaryota, Fungi, Ascomycota, Eurotiomycetes, Eurotiales, Trichocomaceae. The record is from RefSeq and is a predicted model, not a curated record.
AUGGAUGCAUAUGCAACGCAGCCGGUGAGACGACGGUGGCGAGCCGAAGACCACUUCGGAGCACAGUCUUGUGACGCGUCUGCCACCAGUGCAGUGGACCGGGAUAUGGGCAACAAACAUCUGCAAGGCCAACUUAUGGUCACUGAUAAACGACGGAGUCAAGAGUGGACACGCGUCGAUCAGAAGCCAGAGGGACCACCACCUAAGGAUUCCAUGGGACAUAAAUAUGGCGUGUUACUCCCUGAUGUCGAACCUCGAUUGCUUCAGUUCAGUUUCAAGGGUCUAUCCUCAAAAUAA